UUGUUUUAGGUAGAACAUCAACUUUUCAUGACCGUUGACAUUUUUUUUUUUUUUUCCCUCUUUAUUUUCUUUCCGGGAAAAAAUAAAUAAAAUUAUUCUCUAGUUUUCGAUCUCGAUCAUCUGUAUCCAAUCAAUUACUACGAUUUGCUAUAAUGUCGAUGUCUCGGCUCGGAUUGUUGUUGUUCGUCGCUAUAUUCCUCGUCCUGCUUCAAUCAUCCACUUCUCUGAUUAGUUCUCCAAGUUCUAUUAUCAACCCUUCUAAAGUCAAACAGGUUUCUGCGAAGCCCAGGGCAUUUGUGUAUGAAGGUUUUUUGACGGACUUGGAAUGUGAUCAUCUAAUCUCUCUUGCGAAAGAGAAUCUGCAGAGAUCUGCGGUUGCUGAUAACGAUAAUGGCGAGAGUCAAGUCAGUGACGUUCGUACUAGCUCCGGCACGUUUAUCUCCAAAGGAAAGGAUCCUAUUGUUUCCGGUAUAGAGGACAAGCUCUCAACAUGGACAUUCCUCCCAAAAGAAAACGGGGAAGACCUUCAGGUAUUGAGAUAUGAGCCCGGUCAGAAAUAUGAUGCUCACUUUGACUACUUCCACGACAAAGUCAACAUCGCCCGUGGUGGACACCGCAUAGCAACGGUUCUCUUGUAUCUAUCUAAUGUCACAAAGGGUGGAGAAACGGUUUUCCCCGAUGCACAGGAAUAUUCACGCCGCUCGCUUUCUGAGAACAAAGACGAUCUUUCUGAUUGUGCAAAGAAAGGAAUCGCUGUGAAACCGAAGAAAGGGAAUGCUCUGUUGUUCUUCAACCUCCAACAAGACGCAAUCCCAGAUCCUUUUAGCCUUCACGGAGGUUGUCCAGUGAUUGAAGGAGAGAAAUGGUCGGCUACAAAGUGGAUCCACGUGGACUCAUUCGAUAAGAUAUUGACACAUGAUGGUAACUGUACGGACGUAAACGAGAGCUGUGAGAGAUGGGCAGUGCUUGGAGAAUGCGGAAAGAACCCAGAGUAUAUGGUUGGAACUCCAGAGCUCCCUGGAAAUUGCAGACAUAGCUGUAAAGCUUGUUAAAGACUUAAAUUUCUCUUUUUCUCUGUAACAUUAAAAGUUUUAUUUUCUUGAUCGAACUUCAUUUCCUUUUUUUUUCUGAUGAAUUGUUGUUAAAUGUAUCACUGGAUUCUUGUGUUUAUCGAAUGGGUUUCUUCGACUUGUUAAA
Messenger RNA from Arabidopsis lyrata subsp. lyrata, 1197 nucleotides. Its product is annotated as prolyl 4-hydroxylase 2. Bases 153 to 1052 code for a protein of 299 amino acids. Gene Ontology annotation, cellular component: endoplasmic reticulum. Gene Ontology annotation, biological process: peptidyl-proline hydroxylation to 4-hydroxy-L-proline. Gene Ontology annotation, molecular function: procollagen-proline 4-dioxygenase activity; iron ion binding; L-ascorbic acid binding. Lineage: Eukaryota; Viridiplantae; Streptophyta; Magnoliopsida; Brassicales; Brassicaceae. The transcript is spliced from 7 exons. The record is from RefSeq and is a predicted model, not a curated record.